This is a messenger RNA of Caenorhabditis auriculariae, 1915 nucleotides long. The record is from the annotation of a GenBank genome assembly. NCBI's taxonomy places the organism in Eukaryota, Metazoa, Nematoda, Chromadorea, Rhabditida, Rhabditidae.
AUGCUUUCACCACGAGUACUCAAAAGAAAUCGUUCGUUAGAAGACGUAGAAAAUGAUCCCGAUAUUUCUUGGGUCGUCGACAAAAAGCUCAAGGCGACGUCGCCUGCAGAAAAGCCUUCGAAGGUAGUAUUUUGUAUUAUUCUCGUUUAAAAUGGUUUCCUAAGGAGUUGACAUCACCGAUUCAUCGUGAAACGCUCGUUGAAAAGAGUUUGGGUGCUUUCAAUACUUUCCCAAGACAGAAAGAGGCUUUGGAAGCUUUACAAAUUUCUCGGCGAGUUUUCAACGACGGCAGAAUCUUCAGCUAUGAGGUCGGCGACGAGGAAAAUCACACAGGUUUCAAAAAUUAUAUAUUUGGAGUUUGGAUUGAUCGACAAUAGGAGCCCGGAAUUAUGUUGUCACGACACUAUGCCGUUUCUGGCCGUAUUAUAGCGAAAGAGAGGAGGCUCACAUGUACGAGUUGAUCUUGGAAAACACGCCUUGCAGAUUAUAUUUCGAUUUGGAAUACUCGAAAGAAACAAAUCCAGACGCCGAUCAUUUGGUUAAAAUAUCUACCAAGUUUUUCAAAAUUUAAAAGCUUUUAAGGUAGUUCUGAACCACUUUUUCGGAUGCGUAGACACGAUUUUGGACGAUAUGUUCCUCAUCAACGUCUCCAAGAAAGUUUAUUUUCCAUUCCAAUCGAAGUUUAAGUAGAUUCUUAGAACUUUCUUCUUUUGGAUUCAUCGAAUGAUCGCAAAUUUUCUUGUCAUGCGAUUUGUCAUUUGCCUGAAAAUUUGUUAUUUCCAUCCAAUGUGAGUUUCUAAUUUUCCUUCUUGUAUGAUCAACAGUUAAGACAUCCAUGCGUCCUUUUAUCAAGUCUCUCUCCGAAGAGCUGCUGAAAGAACCUCCGAUUCGUUUGAUGAAUAAAGACACUAAGGUGACUAUAGUCCCAGAAAGUUCCUUCGCAGGUGUUUGAUGGUUUAAAAAAAUGUUUUCAGGAGAUAACGGUCAUGGACAGUGCAGUUUACUCAAAGAAUCGAAAUUUCCGUUUAUUUUUGUCUUCUAAAUUGGGAAAAACAAGAGCCCUUGUCUUAGCUGAUUAUUGUACAUUUUAUGGUUAGUAUGGAAGAAUAAAAAAGUUAGACUAAAUUUGGACUGAAGUGUUUAGGAAUUAAAAAGCCCACCAAACGAGAAAUCUUUUACGAUUCUCUCUGUGUUCCUGAUGACUUUGACAGAUUCAAGCUUCUUCCAGUGGAAGUACCUUCUUCUGAGCCGCUCACAGCGACUUCUUCUUCACUAAAAUUCAAAGAGAAAGGUACUUAAAAAAAGGAAAAACAUUCUUGAUAAUAUUUUUAGAAGAAUUUUCCAAUGGAAGCUCGCCCUACCCUGAUCUUGACGACUUCAUGCUCGAAUUCGUUUUUUUCGGUCCUUCCAGGGAAAAAUAUUUUAUUAUUCUAAAAAUUCCAGAAAACGAAACUGUUCGGCGUACAUUCGUCAGUGGAAAUUGUUGGAAGAAAAUGGGAAACCAAAGUCAAUUAUUUAUUAUGUCGGUUUUGUGCCAAAAUUGUCAUACCUCAUUCUUUUUGUCAGCCUGCUAAUUGUCGUUACUGCUUCAACAUUCGAAGAGAGCACAAAAGCAACGGAACUUAUUGGACAGUUGACUUUGAAAAGUAUUCACUAAAAAAAAAAACAAAGAACAAAAUAUCUUUUAGGCGCGAGUUCUACCAAAAAUGCUUUGAUCCGGAGUGUCGAGGAACUUCUUCCAAUCACUUCCCACUGCCAAAGUUUGUGACCAGUAUAGGUAAGGAUCGAAAAGACACUUUAAUUGUAAAAUAUGAGUUUAGACAAACGCGAAGAAGAAGAAGAAGAAGAAGACCCCGAGAAAGCACUUGAUAAAAUACGUUUUUUCAACGACUGGGACUCAUUGUUUGAACAAUAG